AAGUUAAAACCCUCUUUCGCUUCCCCGUGUCUUGUCACCUCACUUCACACUUGGACACUCUCCUCCUUUUCUCCAACAACCAUGACAUUCUCGUCUUCUUAAAGCCAUCCAUCUGUUCAACAAUACCAUCGAUUAAUGGAGAAAAAAUUCCUUGAUUACACGUUGGUUCCACUGGGACUGGCUAUAAUGGUGGCAUAUCACAUAUGGCUUCUCUAUCGAAUCAUCAACCACCCUUCUAAGACUGUUAUAGGCGUCAAUACUAUCAACCGCCGCUUCUGGGUUCAGGCCAUGAUGGAAGACUCGGCCAAGAAUGGAGUUCUUGCUGUGCAGACUCUACGAAACAAUAUAAUGGCAUCAACCCUUCUGGCAUCCACGGCCAUCAUGCUCAGCUCUGUUAUUGCAGUGCUCAUGACCAGUGUCACCAAGGGUGAUCGAUCUGCUUGGAAUUUUGAGUAUGGGGAUACAAGUGAGUUGGGAUUGUCCGUCAAGUUCUUCUCUAUAUUGGUAUGUUUCUUGGUGGCUUUCUUGCUGAACGUGCAAUCCAUUAGGUAUUAUAGCCAUGCAAGCAUCCUUAUUAACGUACCCUUCAAGAAUUUGUUAGCUGAUCACAACCACCACCAUCUCACGGCGGAGUAUGUGGCUAGGUCUGUUAAUAGGGGUAGCUAUUUUUGGUCUUUAGGACUACGUGCCUUCUACUUAUCUUUCCCUCUGUUUUUGUGGAUCUUUGGGCCUAUUCCUAUGUUUUUGUGUUGUUUUGUCCUGGUUUUCAUGCUUUAUUUUCUGGAUGUUACUUUUGAAUGUAGCUGGGCUGUUUGUGAUCGCCAUGACGAGAAAUUUAGGACCCAAAAUAAAAUUUGAUUUUUCUCACUGGAUAUAUGACUAGAUACUAG
Messenger RNA from Hevea brasiliensis (rubber tree), 890 nucleotides. RefSeq lists its product as uncharacterized. The record is from RefSeq and is a predicted model, not a curated record. NCBI's taxonomy places the organism in Eukaryota, Viridiplantae, Streptophyta, Magnoliopsida, Malpighiales, Euphorbiaceae. The transcript has a single exon. Bases 136 to 858 code for a protein of 240 amino acids.